Molecule: messenger RNA, 1596 nt
Organism: Teleopsis dalmanni
Lineage: Eukaryota; Metazoa; Arthropoda; Insecta; Diptera; Diopsidae
Product: cytosolic purine 5'-nucleotidase-like
Exons: 6
Coding region: 1-1443 (480 amino acids)
Molecular function (GO): 5'-nucleotidase activity
Source: RefSeq, a predicted model, not a curated record
AUGACGUUCGCAAUGUCAAAGACAUUUUGUGAAGAUAAACCGAAAAGCCACCAGGUUUAUGAAUUGUAUCCAAAUAAAUUCUUGAAAUUGGAUGAAUCACGCGUUUAUGUAUUGAAUACACUAUUCAAUUUGCCGGAGACUUAUUUAUUAGCUUGCCUAGUAGACUUCUUUACAAAUAGUUCAGUUUAUGAGAGAGAGAAAACUGGUGUUAAUGCUGGAGAACUUUUCAUGUCUUUUAAGUCAAUUUUCCAAGAUGUUCGUCGUGCUGUAGACUGGGUGCAUUUACAAGGAGAUUUAAAAAAGAAAACUACCGAAAAUUUGGAUUACUAUGUCAAAAAAGAUGUACGCUUACCCAUGGUACUUUCGCGUAUACGUGAAUCAGGCGCCAAAGUAUUUUUACUCACCAACAGCGACUAUAAUUUUACUGAUAAAAUAAUGACAUAUUUAUUUGAUUUUCCACACGGCGCAAAAUCCGAAGAACCUCAUCGGAACUGGAAGACAUAUUUCGAUGUAAUUGUUGUAGAUGCACGUAAACCACUAUUCUUCGGAGAAGGCACCAUAUUACGACAGGUCGAUACUACCACAGGUGCAUUAAAAAUUGGUACACACAUUGGUCCAUUACAACAGGGUGAGGUCUAUUCAGGUGGAUCGUGUGAAGUAUUUACAUCGUUCAUAAAUGCCAAAGGCAAAGAUGUACUCUAUAUUGGUGAUCAUAUAUUUGGUGAUAUAUUAAAAUCGAAAAAGAUACGUGGUUGGCGUACAUUUUUAAUUGUACCAGAAUUAGUACAGGAAUUACACGUUUGGACAGACAAAUGUCAAUUCUUCGCAGAGCUACAACAGUUAGACGUUAUGUUAGGUGAUAUGUACAAAAAUCUUGAUUCAAGCACCAAAGAAAAACCAGAUAUUUCCAAAUUACGUACUUCCAUACGUGAUGUGACACAUAAAAUGGACUUGGCUUAUGGUAUGAUGGGUUCAUUAUUCCGUUCUGGUUCACGUCAGACAUUCUUCUCCAGCCAAGUAGUCAGAUAUGCAGAUUUAUAUGCAGCUACUUUUCUCAAUCUGAUCUAUUAUCCAUUUUCCUAUAUGUUCCGCGCACCAGCAAUGCUUUUACCACAUGAAUCCACAGUGGCACACGAACAACGUUUCCAAAUGGAAGCACCAAUGAUACAAAGGUCACGUUCAAAAAUUGAAAACACAAACAGCAUACAAAAUACGAGCGCUAUUGAUGCAGAACUGGCUAGUGCUAGUGCUAGGGCAGUUGGUGCUUUUACGCCAGUAACAAGUGAUGUAGCACUUGCUGAAUCAGAAACAACAGUGCCGCAUACGCGUCCAUCAACACCACGCACAGUAACACAUACACAUGAUGAGGACUAUUCAGAGGAGGAAUCUGAUCCAAAUAACAAAACUGAAGAUCAGCGUGAUCGUGACACUGAUGACAGUUAAACGGUUUAAAUGGAUUCAGUAAUUGACCGAAUCGCUUUUGUUGAGCCUUUGUUGAAGAAUCUUUGAGAGAUUCCAUUGUUGAAGUUUGCAUGUCAGCUGAGCAAUACGCAAACUAAUUAAAUUUUCAAGAGAUUCAAAUUUUGUAAUUGAAAA